UACCACCGAACUAGAAAACAUUCUAGAACACUCUACCAAAACAAUAAAACCCUAGGGUCAUUGGCCCGUGGGCUUUGCUUGGCUUCGUGCGCUCGGUGCGGCGAAACAAGCCGGCUGGCUCUGCAGCCGCGACGAAGAAAACGGUGCUAGUGUCGGACGGUCCGCUGUGGGCCAGUCACAGCCCUUGUUUUUCCGUCGAAACCGUGACCACCGGUGGAUCAAAGGCCCGGUCAACCGUUCGUAUCAGUAGAAUCAAGACAAAAUACGUAAAGAAUGCCCGUGAUCACGGAAAUUGACGAAGACGUCAAGCUCCGAGUGGGUCCAAAGGGAGAUGGUCCGGACGCAGUUGCCGAGGUCGCCAAAGGCGACGGCAGAGAGGAGACCUCCAGUGGUUCGAGGGCCGUGAAAAUUGACGGUUCAGGGGAUGACGACGACGAUGACUCGGACAUGCCGCCGCUGGAGAGCUUUGACGCCGGCGCCGAAGAGUCGUCAGCCGACAAGGCGACCAAGAAGAAGGAAAAGAAAAUCGUAAUCGAAGACGAGGAACCGGAGAAAGAAGUCGACGAGGACGGCUGGCUAGACGUCCUCGGAAGCGGCGAACUCAAGAAAAAGGUGAUCAAGCCGGGCCUGGGCAAAGACUCUAGGCCGCAGCGGUCCAACUGGGUUGUGCUGAACGUGAAAGGCACACUAGAAGAUGGCACUGUCUUCGAGGAACAUAACGACUGGCGCAUCAUCUUGGGGGACAUGGAAACUGUCUGUGGCUUGGACAUAACACUUGCCCUCAUGGAGAAAGGAGAGAUUGCUGAAAUUGUGGUCCCGGCCAGGCUGGGUUAUGGAGACCAAGGAAGGGAGCCAGAUGUGCCCCCCAAGGCAAAGCUGCACUUCAAUGUGGAACUGCUGGACACCUAUCCUGCCAAGGAUGAGAGUGACCUGCCUUUCCAAGAACGCCUCUCCAUUGGUGAUGCGAAACGCGAGAGGGGAAACUUUUGGUACAGCCGUGGCGACUACUCUAAUGCAGCACACUGCUAUAGGAGGGCAUUGGAUUUUCUUGACGACAUGGGUCUGAACCUCUCAGAGUCACCCGCCGACCUCCAGUUGCUGCUGGAUACACGGUUAAAAGUCUACAAUAACCUAACAGCAACACAGAUGAAGAUGAAGGCCUAUGACGCAGCGCUUAAGUCGGUGGACUUCGUUCUGAAAGUUCAGCCCAACAAUGUCAAGGCAUUGUACCGGAAGGGAAAGAUACUGGCUGACCAAGGCAAUUAUUCCGAAGCUGUUUCAGUUUUAAAGAAAGCCCUGAAGCUGGAGCCUGAUACUAAGAUCAUUCAGCAGGAGCUCUCACGACUCAUGUGGCACAAAGAAAGACAAGACCGCGUCGAGAGGGCCAUGUACAAGCGUAUGUUUGGCGGAAGCAACAGCAGCGAUUCCAAGGAAUCAAGCAAGGGCUCUCGCUUCAGCAAGAUUCGUAACUGGACGUUGGUCUUGGGCAGCGCGGCGGUGGCAGCUGCGGCUGUGGGCAUCGCUGCCUAUCGCCACCUGGGUGCCAUGUGACGGCUGCCUUCUUGGGGAAUGCUGCACACCUGAAAAGAGCAACAUACACAUGUUGAAGCAUGCGCCUCCUCUCCGUCCACUGCAUGCAGUUGGACUCUGUUCUUUUUUUCUUUUGCGUGUGUGUGUAUGUGUGGAACGGCACCAGCGUGAUGACCACAACGAGGAGACUGCCGGCCUCCUCCGUUUGCUGUCACAGCACAACUUGUGAUGGCGACUGGUGCUUGUUGUUGGAUUUGUUCUUUCAUGCUUUCUUAGUAUUUUAUUAUAUAAAUUUCCCGCCCGUUGCUGUCUGGUCCCUGACACUAAGAAUAUUUUUUCCUGUAAAUGCUUUUUGUCUUGUUUUGCACCAUUGUUACUGUUUCACCAUGCCUGAAAUCUUUUGUACUGGUUGAGUUCUUAUGCAAGACAUUAGCCCCUUCUUGUUUUAAAGAAGUGCGCUUUUGCUCAUGCACGUAGGAUUUCCAUUAGUGAAACCUGUUUGUUAUGUUUUUUUAUAUUUUUCUUCUUCACCUGUUCUAAUAGCAAUACCAUGUCAUUGUUAUGUUGAGUGUGAAAGGUUGUUUAAUAAAAGUCUUGAAACAAGCACAUUCGAGCGACUCAGGCAGCUUUAGCUAUAUUGUGUACAAACCACGCACUGGUUGUCUCACGACGCCAUCUUUGUUGCGCGAACCCCAUCGUAACCGGUGUUCCUGUGUAGAUACUUUUGCAAGGAACAGAGUCGUACCUGUCUCUUCCUUGUCCAGCUUGCACUAAUAGUAGCUGAGCAUUAUAAUAUUAAAUGAAACAUCAAAUGUUCCAGUGAGCCACUCAAAAGCUUAUUGCAUAUGAAAUGUCUGAAUUUUGCCUUGGCUAUCUAGACAUCGCACCAUGGAGGCUGAAGUUCCGCUCUGCAAGCUGCCAGGUUCUAAGAGAGAGGUUGUGCCCAUCAUGCAAAUGCACAAGGCAGACGUGCAUUUGUGCGUUGGCACACUAAGCUUGGCUCCUGCGUGAGCAAGGAGGGAUGUCACUGCAUAGCUUUCGAACAAACAUGGUGGAUCUAUGUGCAAUUGAUCUUUGUAGGAGCAUAUUCAAGGACACUAAUCCGAAUCACUGUUGCAACGGCUGUUUGCAUUAUGGACCGUCAGCGUUAAUUCAUACGCAAACUGAAAGCAACUAGACUGUUUCAUUUCAUGUCCUGUUUCACCUGUUUGCAAUAACAGGGGCUUAAUUCACGUCCCACAAUGGCCGUUUGGACCAAUGCCCUGUUAAAUUAGAUGGCUGCACAACAGUUUGGCCUAGUGCUUAGUUUUCAUUAGAAAAAGUAAUCACUUCUAUUAGUCUGGUUUGUAUUUGGGGUUACAAUGAUGAUACACAAUGAGUGCUGGUGUUGAAUUUAACUUGUGUGCAUGACUUAUGCGAUCUGUCUUUUUUUUCUGCAUCUAAAAUACCACUAGCCAGUGUACAGCUUUUUUUUUUUUUUUUUCAUAAUAAAGUGCCCAGAUUUCCUACACACUCUGAGGUGGCCUUUCACGCACAUUUCCUGUGCUUGUUAUGUAAACUUCACCUUUUUAUAUCGUCAUGAUUGAACAUAUUAAGAUGCCAAAGGUUCUAGAUCCCUAUUGUUUCUGGCUGUUUGACAUGAGUAAAUUGUUGUUUUGUGCGACCAUGAAUGGUAUCCACCACUUAUUAUAUAGUUUCUCUACGCGUAUGAAGUGUUUGUAAAAUAUGUUAUCGACUUGGUUGCUGUACUGCAAGGAACCCUGUUUUUAGUGCUUGGUUAGACUUCGAAUGCAAGAGUGCCUACAGUCUUUAGUCUUGUAAAAGGUCGUAAUGAAGAGGCUGGUUUUGUCGGAAGCUUGCGUGUAACUUCAGUACUUUUAACAGCUGUGAAUGUUGUUGCAUGCUCGCCACAUUACUAUUGUGAGCCUUUUUCUAUUUGCAUUCAAUGAGUCAUUGCAAGCAAUUGUGCUCAGCUGCUGAACGAAAUUGCCUAUAUUGGAGCAGAGCUUAUACUGACGUUUGCUAAGUUUGCACAGUUAGUCCUGUUCUUGUCAGCUUCGGGUAGCAAGCAUAGAAUGCUACAGUAGAGCAGAGAAUUCUCUACUGUAGUACUUUCAGUUUCAACUCAUGGUUUUCCCACAAGUUAUUCUCACAAGCACUGACUGUGGCCUCAACAGAGGAACUGUUGCCAGGGUGCUACCAUUUUCCCAGCAACUUUGCUGUAGCUUAGCUUAUGAAAGUAGAAGACGGUGUUGUCUUUGGUCUUGCUAACCCACAAUCUUCACUCUAAUGUGACAAUUUCCGACAAAAUAUGGGCCAAUUACAAGAGCAAGCAGUACUAUAGCAAACUCCUAGUCAUGUGACUUUAACGGCAUUCACUUGCACACUGUCGGUGCUCAUUAGCGCUGGCUACUGUUGGCUGAAUUGUGGCUGAAUAGUGGCGAAUAUUCACUAGUGAUAGCUAUCUGCUUUUAUAAUAGAGUGUUUUCAUUCUAGCUCGAUUCAGUUGAUCUAGUUCAUUAAUCUUUUUAUGCUUUACUUAUACUUUCUGGCAAGUUUUCUUGCCAUUGCAUGAUGCAGCUAGUUUCUUUUGUCUGUCACCUCGAAGUCAAUUUGUAGCAAUUUCUUUUUACAAGGCAUUUAAUAAUGUGUUUCUGCUUAAGUGCCUCUGUGUCGGAAACUAAAUAACUGUAUCAGUAUAGUUCAACAUUAGGUUAUCAUACAUUUAUAAGCAUUCCAAUGACUGUUAAUGUGUAUGUGCGUGAACGAUCACAGUGUUGCUCUGUUAUCCUUUCACUUCAUUUUUUUUAUAGGAAAAAGGGUUGAUGUGAAAUUUUACUAUAGUGUUAAUAUAUGUGCAGUGGUGUAUAACCACAUGUUGAUCUUUGGGGAUAGAGCUUGAACAAAGCACUUGCCCAGGCAUCUUCUAUGACCUGUUCAUAAGGUUUGUUUGCCAAAACUGUUCUAAUAAAAUGUUUCAUUCCUGCA
Molecule: messenger RNA, 4518 nt
Organism: Rhipicephalus microplus (southern cattle tick)
Lineage: Eukaryota; Metazoa; Arthropoda; Arachnida; Ixodida; Ixodidae
Product: peptidyl-prolyl cis-trans isomerase FKBP8
Biological process (GO): protein folding; negative regulation of apoptotic process
Cellular component (GO): mitochondrial envelope; endomembrane system; cytosol
Molecular function (GO): peptidyl-prolyl cis-trans isomerase activity; protein folding chaperone; protein binding
Source: RefSeq, a predicted model, not a curated record